Talaromyces proteolyticus is the source of this 1806-nucleotide messenger RNA. RefSeq lists its product as uncharacterized. Bases 1 to 1806 code for a protein of 601 amino acids. NCBI's taxonomy places the organism in Eukaryota, Fungi, Ascomycota, Eurotiomycetes, Eurotiales, Trichocomaceae. Gene Ontology annotation, molecular function: hydroxymethylglutaryl-CoA lyase activity. The record is from RefSeq and is a predicted model, not a curated record. The transcript is spliced from 2 exons. Gene Ontology annotation, biological process: ketone body biosynthetic process; L-leucine catabolic process.
AUGGCGAACUCAGUGCGCAUCGUCGAGGUCGGCCCCCGCGACGGCCUGCAGAACGUCAAGCAGAGCAUUCCCACGCUGACCAAAAUCGAACUUAUCAGACGCCUGCAACAGACCGGGCUGAACACCAUUGAGAUUACAUCCGUCGUCUCGCCCCGCACUAUCCCACAGCUGGCAGACUGUAAAACUCUGCUGGCGAACACGGACGUCAAGCGGAUAGUGCAAGAUGAGCGUCUGCGUGCGCCGGUCCUGAUACCCAAUGUCAAAGGCCUUGAUAUCGCGCUGGAAAAUAACAUUAGGGAAAUCGCCGUGUUCGUUAGCGCCAGUGAGGGGUUUAGCAAGGCAAAUAUCAAUUGUUCAGUGCAACAAGGACUGGACAGGGCGAAAGCUGUCGCCGAGAUUGCUCGUCAACGGAAUGUAGCUGUGCGAGGUUAUGUGUCAUGUAUAUUUUCCUGUCCGUAUGACGGCCCGACGCCGCCGUCGGCAGUGCUCAAUAGCGUGCAGCAAUUGCUGGCUAUGGGCUGCUACGAGAUCAGUCUCGGCGACACAUUGGGCGUCGGCGUGGCAUCACAGACGGCCGCGCUGAUCAAAUUUUUAGUCGAUGCAGGCGUUCCGAUCGGAACUCUUGCUGGCCAUUUCCAUGACACAUACGGCCAGGCUUUAGCCAACAUCUGGGCGGCGUACCGGUCCGGUCUGCGUGUUUUCGACAGCAGUGUCGGCGGGCUAGGAGGGUGUCCGUACGCCCCAGGUGCCAAGGGAAAUGUUGCAUCAGAAGAUGUCGUGUACAUGUUUGAGCAGGCGGGUAUUAACACCGGCGUCAAUCUGGAUCGUUUGGCCGAAACGGGUGCCUGGAUAUCAGAGCAAUUGAAGAAGCAAAAUGAGAGCCGAGCCGGAAGCGCGCUGCUGGCAAAAUCGAGACUAAAAUCGGGAUCUAAAGAAAGCAAAGCGAACACAACCGCAAGCGCAUUGCAAUGGAUCCCGCAAGAGGCACCAGAAGGACUGAAGUUCUUCAAGAGCGGUACAAACAUCAAGAUCGUUCUCGAUAGACCGCGUAACGGGAACGCACUCACGACCUCGAUGAUCGAAAUGCUCACUGCGUUCAUGGAGAAAAUAGCCGGUGAUUCGAGCAUCACCCGCGUGGCCAUCACAGCAAAUGGAAAGUUUUUCUGUACGGGGAUGGACCUCGGCAAGGGCAGUUCGCCAGUCGCCUCAGGACAAGCUACUGUCGACGCGCAGUUUAAUCGGCUUACGAAACUGUUCAACGUGAUAAGCAAUGCCCCACAGGUAACUAUUGCCUGCGUGCAAGGGCCGGCAUUUGGCGGCGGCGUCGGACUGGCGUUUGCCUGCGACAUUCGGAUUUUCAGCAAGAAUGCUAAUAUGACGCUGAGCGAGGUCAAGCUUGGCCUAUGUCCGGCGACGAUUUCAAAGGCCGUCAUUCGCGAGCUUGGUAUUCCGUUCUCUCGCGAGGCGAUGCUGUCUGGACGUACCCUACUACCAGAAGAGCUCGCUCGUCUAGGCGCUGUGGCGAAGGUCGUCUCUGAUCCGAAUGCUGCUCUAGAUAGUUACUUGACUUCACUCAAGACUAGUGCACCAAGGGCAUCCGGUAUGGUCAAGGACCUUAUUAAACUGGCAUGGCAGGAGGGUGCUGGACCGAAGCAGGAGGAGGGCAUCAAAGCGCUGUUCCGCCAGAUGAUGCUUUCGGACAAUGUAGAGUCUGCCUACGGGUUGAAGGAGUUUCAAAGGGGGAAUAAAAAGGUGGACUGGGAUGCAUUUGCAUUGUCGAGGCAAAAGGUUCCUUCAAAGCUGUAG